Monomorium pharaonis (pharaoh ant) is the source of this 2815-nucleotide messenger RNA. RefSeq names its product innexin inx2 (gene Inx2). The record is from RefSeq and is a predicted model, not a curated record. The transcript has a single exon. Gene Ontology annotation, cellular component: plasma membrane; gap junction. Gene Ontology annotation, biological process: phototransduction. Gene Ontology annotation, molecular function: gap junction channel activity. NCBI's taxonomy places the organism in Eukaryota, Metazoa, Arthropoda, Insecta, Hymenoptera, Formicidae. The coding region runs from base 1554 to 2627 and encodes 357 amino acids.
UAUUACUCAGAAAUUAACACAGAAGUUCGAUACAUUUUAAAGACGAGCCGUCAAUCUCCGCUUUGAGAAAAUGUGCGAAAUCUAUAUGAAAAAUGUAUAAAUAUUCAAGGAUCUACCUGUUUGAGAAACAACUUUGAUUAUUUUAUCAAUUCACUCGCUGCUAAAUUAUUAGAACUAAAUAAUACACGUAUAUUGUUUUUCGGUGAAAAGAAAAGAAAUUGUUUUCGCAUAGUAUCAACGAAUGUCGAUGCAAUAUUGUUUCAGAUUCGAUUGAAUUUCUACAUACAUAUAUUGCGUCGAAAGUAAUUCCGGAUUAGAAAGUUGCUCAAGUUUGUUUCAAACUUCUUUAAUAAAUUCAUCGAAACAAUGAGGAAGAGGACGUAAAUAAAUGACACAGAAAGAAACACAUUUUGCAGAUCUAAUAUUGAAAAUAUAGAUCUUCCCAUAUUUAACAACGUGUUAGACAUAAAGAGGAUAGGAUUAAUGAUUUGGCGUCGAUCGCGACUGGAUGCAGACGGAUCAGAGAGCGCUCGGGAGAAAAUCCCACGCUCCCGCGGCAUCGGUAGCCAGUCGCCAUGGUAACAACCAUGCGAGAGUCAUGUCGCCGCCGCGCGCUGCGAAACGAAGGAACGACGGCGCCCGAGGGCGGCCGAGGUCUGCCGAGCGCGGCACGAGACGGGAACCCGAGAGCGGCCGAUCGUAGGAUAGAACGAGAGAUCAGUCGCGUCUCGGCCGUGCGGGAGGAGGACAGGUGGUGCGGUUAGGUAGAAGUAAAAGCAGGAGAGUAGUCGGCGUGUCGUAGGUGGGGACGGAGCCCUCCCCUGCCGCGUCGCAGAAGCAACGAGCGGUUCUCGGUCCCCGACCGACCGGCCGGAGUAAGCGGAGCCACGGUAGGCGGAGAGGGAAGGAAUCGCGCGGCGCACGGGCGAGACGGAGAGGACGAUAGAGGGGGAGGACUCGGGUGAGAGAAAGAGAGGCAAGGAAAAGGGAGCAGCAGCAGCUCGGCGUGGAACGCGCGCGCCGACGUGUCCUCGCGUGCUUGUGUCGCGUCGUACGGCGUCGUAUCGUAUAGCAGAGAGCGCGGCCAUUACGACAGAGAGCCGUCUCCGGCGACGCUCGGCAACGUUGGUUGUGUGGUAACGCGAGAGGAGCGAGCGCGAGUGAACGCGAGAAAAUUACCGACGCGCUCGCCGUCGCCGCCGCCGCCGCCGCCGCCGCCGUCGUCGUCGUCGUCGUCGUAGUGUCCGAGCGGAGCGUGAGCACGUGUGCGCACGCGAGACAGAACGAAUUAACGUAUACGCCGCCGCCACCGCUACCGAGGGGUUGGCGUUACGCGAGUGAGAACGAGGAAGCGCGGAAGCUGCCGAACGCGCACACGGUAGUAGGAUUGUACGAGGUGAGUUCGAGAUCCGUGACUGUUGGAGCGGUGUCGACGAUCGGACGCGUGUCGCCGUUCGGUAUAUACGCGUGGUGUGUUUGCGCGCGCGCGCGUGUUGCGUAUAUACGUAGAAGAAAUUGAGAAAGAAACGGAGAGGACCUAAUCAGCCGCCACCAUGUUCGACGUGUUCGGCUCGGUGAAGGGGCUGCUCAAGCUCGAUUCGAUCUGCAUCGACAACAAUGUGUUCCGGCUGCACUACAAGGCCACCGUGAUCAUGCUCGUGAUAUUCUCCCUGCUGGUGACCUCCCGGCAAUACAUCGGCGACCCGAUCGACUGUAUCGUCGACGACGUGCCGCUCCACGUGAUGGACACCUACUGCUGGAUCUACUCGACCUUCACGAUCCCGGACCGGACCGGGAUCAUCGGCAAGGACGUGGUGCAGCCGGGGGUCGCCUCGCCCAACGAGCACGACGAGAUCAAGUACCACAAGUACUAUCAGUGGGUCUGCUUCACCCUCUUCUUCCAAGCGAUCCUCUUCUACGUGCCGCGCUACCUGUGGAAGGCGUGGGAGGGCGGCAGGAUCAAGAUGCUCGUCCUCGAUCUCAAUUGCCCGGUGAUCAACGAGGACAAGACCGACGACCGGCGCAAAUUGCUGGUCGAUUACUUCGCUUUGAAUCUGCACUCGCAGAACGUGUACGCGUACCGCUUCUUCCUCUGCGAGGUUCUCAACUUUGUCAACGUGGUCGGCCAGAUCUUCUUCAUCGACUUCUUCCUGGACGGCGAGUUCACCACGUACGGCUCCGACGUUAUCAAGUUCACGGAGAUGGAGCCGGAGGAGCGUAUUGACCCCAUGUCCAAGGUCUUCCCGAAGGUGACCAAGUGCACGUUCCACAAAUACGGUGCUUCCGGCACGGUGCAGAAGCUCGACGGGCUCUGCGUGCUGCCGCUCAACAUCGUCAACGAGAAGAUCUACGUGUUCCUCUGGUUCUGGUUCAUCAUCCUGUCGAUCCUGAGCGGACUCAGCCUGCUCUACCGCGCGGCCGUGAUACUCGGCCCGAAGCUGCGGAUGGUGCUGCUGCGCGCGCGCUCGCGCCUCUCGCCGCACGACCAGAUCAAGAUCAUCAGCGACAAGUGCCAGAUCGGCGACUGGUUCGUCCUUUAUCAGCUCGGCAAGAACAUCGAUCCGCUCGUCUACAAGCAGCUCGUCUGCGACCUCGCGACCAAGCUCCAGGGUAAGGAGAACGUGUAACGUCCGAGGGACGCUCCCUCGAAAACGAGUUCUCCGGAGGGUUCCUCGUCUCUCUCCCCCCGCGCGAGUCAAGAUACUCUGCCACCGACAGAGGGAAGAAGCGAACGGUAGGAGCGUCUCCAGAUUAGGGAUGAGAGUAAGAGACAAAGAUGUAGAAGGAAGGAGAGAGAGAGAGAGAGAGAGAGAGA